Messenger RNA from Sphaeroforma arctica JP610, 612 nucleotides. RefSeq lists its product as hypothetical. The record is from RefSeq and is a predicted model, not a curated record. The coding region runs from base 193 to 468 and encodes 91 amino acids. The transcript has a single exon. Lineage: Eukaryota; Ichthyosporea; Ichthyophonida.
GACUUUUGGACACAUAAGGAAAUUCAUCAACUGAUCAAUGUCGUUGUCGCGUCGUCAGAGACAUUGCGGGCAGGCAGAACCUCAACUCGUGAUGGUCUUACAGUGCUAGGUGCCCUUGAUUGUAAACACAUUUCGGAAACUUUAAAAAUUCGAGGUGAGCAAACGUAAAAAGAGUUUACGCCAACCAAGACAAUGGCGGAGAUGAAUGAGGCUAUAAACAUUAAAUUCCAUGACCUCAGAGUCAGGCUCGGAAAGGCGAAGCCUAAUACCUACGCCCUCCCCGGUUCACUCACUGAUCGAAUAGCACACCCAGCCGCCACGCCCAAGGGUAAGGAACUCGCCAUGAAGUUAAAGACACCCGCGCCACGCCGAUCGAUCUGCAUUGCAGAACAGGAACUGGCAACAAGCGCCGUCGUACCGCUGAGGAUGAAGCCAGAUCCAAUGGCCAGGAAGCCAUUAAAAUGGUAAAAGUCCAGACAAGAUCUGGAAACUGUAGAGCAAACAUUCCUACACACAAACCUGCAAGCGAUACUGAAUCGUGAAAGGCUGGCGCACCUCCACAGCUCACUUGUAGAAGGCAGGUUUUUUUCUCAAUAAAAAAUGUUUAUCAAC